Molecule: messenger RNA, 897 nt
Organism: Closterium sp. Naga37s-1
Lineage: Eukaryota; Viridiplantae; Streptophyta; Zygnematophyceae; Desmidiales; Closteriaceae
Source: the annotation of a GenBank genome assembly
AUGGUUCCUCCCAGCAACAUCCCUUCCUCAUGUGUGCUUGCUUCUGUUGGUGCUCAAGGGAAGAAGCCCAUUGAGUCCCUUAUCGAGCCGGUCACACCGAAGAUGCUCUUCAACGGUGCUGCUGGACCCUUCAGUGCAGAGAUGAUCAACACGCUGACGGCUCGUACUUCUGCACUCAAGCUGGACGACCUGCCAGCAGGAGGGGAGGACAUGGACAGCGAUAAUGCGACGCAGCUGCCGGCCACCUACCUGUCCAAGACUCAUUUCGACCGUCUCCAGGUGGUGUUCCUGCAUGCAGCGGACACAAAUUUCAUCUGGUGUCGAGAGGUGGAGCACGCUACCAUGGACAACAAGCGGCUGAUCUGGCAGCACCCUGAAAACACUGCGUACCUGAAGGAGCGUACUGCGCGUCCGGAGGCUAUUGAAGUACUCCUCAAGGGGGUCCUGGCGGUGAUUUCUACGGAGAUGUUCCGUAAGAGUUCGGUCACGGCGCUCCUGUUCAAGCAUGGCCGCACGACCGUCCUGGAGGGAUCUGCCUUCCACACGGACCUCGAUCCUGUCACGGGGUCGGACACAGACAAGAUCAAGGGACUGUUCAACGAAGACUAUUAUGAUGGACCCGACGAUUGUUCAUACUUCGGCAGGAGGGGUUCUGGAGGAGUGGACCUGCGUUUAGGAGGACUGAGGGAAGACUCACGGCACCAGUUUUGCGCAAGCGGCAGAGCACGCUCAGUCGGUCUGCCACUACACCGGCCAGCUCAAGGCGGGAGUCUCCACUCGCUUGAGCAAGGGGAAGCAGAGAAUUGCAGCCAUCCGAAAGGAGUUCGGGUUGUAGCUGCCGCAUCACCCAGAUCGUCGUUCCUGCAUUCAUGUGCGAAAACAUCUGGGAGGAGUUAG